Lineus longissimus is the source of this 1738-nucleotide messenger RNA. RefSeq lists its product as uncharacterized. The transcript is spliced from 5 exons. The record is from RefSeq and is a predicted model, not a curated record. Lineage: Eukaryota; Metazoa; Nemertea; Pilidiophora; Heteronemertea; Lineidae. The coding region runs from base 176 to 1108 and encodes 310 amino acids.
CACUGUAUAUACAUGAAUCCUUUGAAUUGAUCUCAAGCGGCUACUCAUCAAUUUGCGAGCCGGAAAUAUCUAGGCCAGUCAGUCGGGCCUAUACGAACGAAUAACAUUCUCUGGGGCGUUGUCGGUGCACGAAGCAGCUAGAUCAACAACAUUAAGGCAAAACCGGUGAAUCAGGAUGACGGAGUUUGUAUUAUGCGAGAACAACGAUGAUAUGCCGCGGCAUCCGCACAAGGCCGUACGAGCCCCAGAUGAGUUCAAGUCCAUUGUCUGCCACUGGCCGGAAAAGGAGGAAGGCACGUGGGGCAGGGCCAGCGUGGAUGAGUAUUGCAGUGGUCUCCAGGCGUGGUUCCCUUGGGGCGGUCAGGAGUACGACUCCCAGAACUUUGACAACUUCCAGGUCUUGGUAAAGCAUGGCCACUAUCGUUAUUCUUGGAUCAGGGUGGAGCGUGUCCGAGAAAACCCCGAGAAAUUUAGACCACUAGAAUUGAAUGGAUACUCCCCAGCUGUGAUCAGUGGACGACUAGGGAAGAUCAAAAUCGACUCUUUGCGGGGAUGGUCCUCAUGGGGUGGGGACGAGAUUGAACAUGAUGAAAAUGAGGUUGAGAAUGCGAUCGUCCUGUGCGUAAGGGAGAAGAAUUUCACUGAUGCCCCUGCACAUUUCAAAAAUGUGUCGCAUGGAGACGAGCUGCCACACCAUGCCCUCCAGUCCGAGGAUAGAGAAGGUUCCUAUGUCUGCAUGUGGAAUGAUGAAGAGGAGGGGACAUUUGGCCGGAUCAGGCUCAACGACGAUGACCAGAUUGAGGCAUGGUUCCCAUAUGGAGGACAGGAGUAUGCUUCACAGGACAUAGGGUGCUUCCAGGUGCUGUGUAAAGACCAUGACUACAAGUACAAGUGGAAGGAUGUCAGCAAGGUCCUGAAGCGUCCCGAAAAGUAUGAGGUAUUGCGAGUGAAUGGAUACUCACCCGGGAUCGUCGAUGGCCUACUUGGGAAGAUCAAUCUGGAAAACGAGGGAGCCUGGCACAGCUGGGACAGCGAGGAGAGAUACUUCGGUGGCGAUGACUUUGAGAAUGCCGAGAUCCUUUGUUAUAAAGAGAAGGAGGACGAUUAGACUUUACAGGACGUCCCAAAAUAUCCUGCUGCCUCCUGCACAAGAUAAUUUUGACAUUCCUGUUUUCUCCGGAUAUAGGAUACCUCCUGAAUUUCAUAGCGAGCGAAGGGGCAAGGGGGCUUGGAUCACUUUAACCUUACUUUUAGUGUGUAAAAGAAUAUACAAUAACCUAAUAAUGCAUCCCAAAUAUGUAACCGGGGAUCAAUCGAUUUGCCUUUUAGAGUAUUUUAAGUUUCAGGAUAUGUAACUAAGGAAUUGGCAAUCCCUCGACUGGGUCUCUACUGAGGCAACUGGUACUAAUUUGUGCUGGACCGUGAUGCCUCCAGGAGUAGUGAAUCAAGGCCUAACUGCUCAAUUGGUAUUUGUAGUAACGUUAUUGCUAAAAGUUCUCGGGCUACUAGUGUAAAUAGAAUUUACUAAAGGAGUUAAUGCUAACGUGAGCUAACGCCAUCCUUGGAUUCAGGGUUUUUUUCCACUUCUACGUCACAUAUAACAACCCCGGCAGAUAGCAAUAAAAUUCUCUGCGAACAGCUGCUGUUCCAAUUACUUUACACUCCUGUACACGUGUUGCAUAAUACAAUAAGACAGAUCUUAAAAAUGUCCAAUAAAGUUUUAACAAUUAAAAACCUA